Molecule: messenger RNA, 2306 nt
Organism: Fundulus heteroclitus (mummichog)
Lineage: Eukaryota; Metazoa; Chordata; Actinopteri; Cyprinodontiformes; Fundulidae
Gene: st8sia3
Product: ST8 alpha-N-acetyl-neuraminide alpha-2,8-sialyltransferase 3
Exons: 4
Coding region: 86-1303 (405 amino acids)
Biological process (GO): N-glycan processing; oligosaccharide metabolic process
Molecular function (GO): alpha-N-acetylneuraminate alpha-2,8-sialyltransferase activity
Source: RefSeq, a predicted model, not a curated record
CCCCCUUCACCACCACAUGGACCCCUGAGAAUCGCCUUUGCGCCCUCGCUCCGCCGCAGCCGCGGCGCGCAGAUGCGGCGCGCUGAUGCGGCGCGCCUGGAUGCCCGCGUUCCUCGCCGCGUCCCGGCCGCUCGCUGAGGCUCUGAUCCGGGGGAGCGGCUGCCCGCGGCGCGGCAGGAUGGUGCACAUCGUCAGCGCGCUGGGACUCAUCAUCUUCAGCGUGGCGCUGCUCAUCCUGUCGCUCAUCAGCUACGUGUCCAUCAAGAAGGACUUCCUGCCCGGCUCCCCCAGAUACGGACCCAACGGAGGGCCCAGGAUGUACAUGUUCCACACGGGGUUCCGCUCCCAGAUGGCCAUGAAGUAUCUGGAUCCAGACUUCACUCCUCUGACCAACGCUCUGAGCGACGACCUGCAAAACGCCUCUAAAUGGAGGUACAACAGCUCUGCUUUCACACAGCUCAGGACGGAGAUCUCUCAAUACAUCGACAUCCCCCGCAACUUCACGCUGACCCGAGACUCCGUGCGAGUCGGCCAGCUGAUGCACUUUGACUACUCCAGCCACAAGUACGUCUACUCCAUCGGCGAGAACUUCCGCUCGCUGCUCCCGGAGGCCUCGCCCGUCCUCAACAAGCGCUACAACGUCUGCGCCGUGGUGGGAAACAGCGGCAUCCUCACCGGCUCGCGCUGCGGCGCCCAGAUAGAAAAAUACGACUUUGUCUUCCGAUGCAACUUUGCACCGACGGAGAUCUUUAAGAAAGACGUUGGGCGUCGGACCAACAUGACGACCUUUAACCCCAGCAUCCUGGAGAAAUACUACAACAAUCUGCUGACUGUGCAGGACAGGAACAACUUCUUCCUGAGCCUGAAGAAGCUGGACCGCGCCAUCCUGUGGAUCCCGGCGUUUUUCUUCCACACGUCCGCCACGGUGACCCGGACGCUGGUGGACUUCUUCGUGGAACAUCGCGGCCAGCUGAAGGUCCAGUUGGCUUGGCCCGGAAACAUCAUGCAAUACAUCAACAAUUACUGGAAAACCAAGCAGUUGUCUCCAAAGCGCCUGAGCACUGGGAUCCUGAUGUACACGCUGGCAUCCUCCAUGUGCGAUCAAAUCCAUCUGUACGGAUUCUGGCCCUUCGGCUGGGAUCCCAACACCGGAAAGGAGCUGCCGUACCACUACUACGACAAGAAGGGCACCAAGUUCACCACCAAAUGGCAGGAGUCCCAUCAGUUGCCAGCAGAGUUCAAACUCCUCUACAAGAUGCACACAGAAGGACUGCUGAAGCUCAGUCUUUCUCACUGCGCUUAGGGCUACAACUGAAGCGCUCAUUUAAAAUGCUAACCAGCACAUCCAACGCACUAAAUUACAGAUCCAGACGUGGAUUUGUGCCAUUUAAGGAAAAGCUAAAUCAGGACUCUAAGAGUAGAUGGGUCAGGUUUUGGGAAGAAGCUAACCUUGCAAAUGGCAACAAUCUAUUACAAUGAUGUGUUCGUUUUAUAAGGUUUAAAAUGAGAAAUUAAUCAAGCUCUUUUAUAUUUUCUGUUUUUUUUUUUGUGUGUGUGUCUUAUAUGCUAAAUCUAAAAUUUCAGAGUAUAUUUACAACGUUUGACCAUCUCAACAUCAUUCUGAAGUGUGCAGAGAGCAUUUGUGGACUUCAUUGCUAGCGGGGCUCUGGAAGAUGUGUAGCUAACAGUUAACAGCCAUUUGGGUUUAGUGUGACAAUGAUGUGUUUAAUAAUACUGACUCCCUCUUUUAAAAGAGUUUAUAUAGCCCCAGAUGUUCAAUGAAAACCAUAUUUAUGUUAAAAAAAAAAAAAAAAACUCUGACGGUUUGUUAGUUUCUCUAGAUUGCUAAGUCUAUUAGCCUUUGCAUAGCAAGUUUAUGCUAGCCAUGCUAGCUGGCCAUUUUUUUCUUCCAUUGCACUUUCUUCUCCUUCUUCUUCUGAUGUCAAAGUCACUUUAUCAUUUAGACCAGGGCUUUCAGUAAACCAGAGAUAUAUUGAAAGAUUUACUGAUGGUUGGCUGCCGUAAAGCAUCCGUAAUGUUCAGAAGCUAAUGUCAAAAGCUAACAGCUGCUAGCUGCCAUUCUGGUUCUCAGUGAGACAUCUAUUUGCUUUCAAAUUCUACAGUGUUAAGUUGACAAACACAAUUAGCUUCUUGAAAAACACUAAUAAUCAGGUCAAGUAGUUUUAUUAAAAUUAUACUCAAACAUUAGCUGAUGGUUUCCUGGCAGCCCUAUAAAAAUGCUAAUGCCCAUUUGCUAGUGUAAAAGCCAAUAACAGUUACCUGUAAUUUCUAUUUUAGUGUUGUAA